ACAAUGCAUUAAACAAUACAUUAAGGUUUACAAUAAUAAACAACUGAAACAAUGGAAAGGGUAGUUUGCUAAAUUACAGCUACUCAGCACAGAGAUCCUCAGCCUCACUUUGCUCACUCUCACUGUCCUCACUUUCACUUUCGUUUUUGGCGGCAUUUUGUCUAGUCCGCGAAUUUAAGACGACCCCCCUUUUUAAGAGCUAUUUUUUACAACAAAAACACCGUCUUAUAUUCGAGCCAAUACGUAUAUAUAUUAGUUAUUAUGCCUUCGCGUUGUGUUGCCGGCUUUUGCUCCAAAACCUACAAGUUUAUUCAAGUUUCUCAGAGAUCCCGAGCUGCAUGCGAAGUGGGUGAAGCAAGUCAGGCGCACUCGUGACAAGUGGGAGCCCUCACCAACAUCCGUCCUGUGCUCUGAACACUUCGAUUUGGAUUGUUUUGACACCCUUCCCAGCUUAAAAGAAUCUCUUGGGUGUUCAGUUCAGCACAAACGUGUGUUACUACCAUCAGCAGUGCCUACACAGUGUUGCCAGAUUGGGAUUUUUCCCGCCCAAAAUAUGUUCAAAACCCACCAAAAUGCACUUGAAACCGCUCAACUGGGCGGUAAAAAUCCCAAUCUGGCAACACUGCCAGUAUUCUGCCAGUAUUCCGGAGGGGGUCUACUAGUAGCUAUGCCGGAUCCAAAGACAGUCCUCCUGUCAGAACAUGUGUUAUGAAACGACAUAAGAUAAAGAGUAAACCUGAUCAUCAAACACAAUGGGAGACUGGAGUUUUCUCUCCACAUUACUGGAUAAGGUGCUGGUCCAUUCUACUGUCAUUGGCAAGAUCAGGAUGAGCAUCCUCUUCAUCUUCAGCACCUUGAUCUUCAGGAUCCUCGUUCUGGGCGCAGAAGUCGAGAAUGUGUGGGGAGAUGAGCAAUCCGAUUUAGUUUGCAACACAUUCACACCGGGUUGUGAAAACGUCUGCUACAACUGGAAGUUCCCCAUCUCCCAUGUCUGCUUUUGGGUCCUGCAGAUCAACUUCAUGUCCACUCCAACCCUGUUGUAUCUCGGCCAUGCUAUCCACACCAUCCACCAGAAGAACAAGCUGAGAGAAAAGCUCAAAUGCAACCAGUCAGUCAUGACACCAAAAUACACAAAUGAAAAUGGAAAAGUCCAAAUCAAAGGCAGGUUGUUGUGUAGCUACUUGACUCAGCUGUUUUUCAAAAUAGUCCUGGAAGCUGCUUUUAUCGUUGGACAGUAUUACCUGUACAACUUUGUAAUGAUACCCGAAUUCCACUGUAAAAAGUUCCCUUGCCCAAUCACACAGUGCUUCAUGUCCAGAUCCACAGAGAAGACCAUUUUUAAUAUCAUGUUUGCUGUUGCAUGUGUUUCCCUGGCACUGAACAUGCUAGAAGUGUGCUAUUUGCUUUGCUGUAGAGUAAGAAAAUGGCCAAAAUAUGAAGGAGAGGAGCUCUACAAUACAAAAGCCAAUAGUCCAUUGCCAUUAGGUGCAAUAAGCCAGGAAACUGCAGAGAGCAUUAAGCAGAAUGGUAUGAAUGGAGUCAUGGAGAACCAUUGGGCAAAUAGGAGCCAUAGCACUCCUGAAGAAAUGCAACUGUAA
Neoarius graeffei (lesser salmon catfish) is the source of this 1598-nucleotide messenger RNA. RefSeq names its product gap junction Cx32.2 protein-like. The record is from RefSeq and is a predicted model, not a curated record. The transcript is spliced from 4 exons. Gene Ontology annotation, biological process: cell communication. Bases 753 to 1598 code for a protein of 281 amino acids. NCBI's taxonomy places the organism in Eukaryota, Metazoa, Chordata, Actinopteri, Siluriformes, Ariidae. Gene Ontology annotation, cellular component: connexin complex.